This is a messenger RNA of Notechis scutatus (mainland tiger snake), 718 nucleotides long. NCBI's taxonomy places the organism in Eukaryota, Metazoa, Chordata, Lepidosauria, Squamata, Elapidae. The record is from RefSeq and is a predicted model, not a curated record.
GUGUCCCUUUUGAGUCAUCAACAUGAGAAUGCCUUUUAAAGGAUAUGAAUUGGUCCUUUUCUUUGUUCUAGCUGUGGUGCUGUUACCAGGUGCCUAUGCUCCUGAUUAUCCGACCUUCUUGAGACAGCAUUAUGAUAAUCCAAAGAGCAACGUUGGAAACCGCUACUGUGACACCAUGAUGCAAAGACGGGGGAUGACCAGGCCAGUCUGCAAGGACAAAAAUUCCUUCAUUCAUGGCACUAAGAAAAACAUCAAUAAAGUGUGUGGUUCCGGAGGUGUGCCUUAUGGUAAUGGGCUUCGGCGUAGCCGUAACCGAUUUUCGGUCACUACCUGCAAGCACAGAGGGGGCUCCAACCGUCCACCUUGUAGAUACAGUGAAAACACUUCAUCAAGAUUGAUUGUUGUGCGUUGUGCAGGUGGAAGACCUGUGCACUUUGAUGAGAGCCAGAUUUGAAGCAGCUGACUCAAGGGCUCAGCUUAUUAGGACAGCCCCUUGCUUUCCCACUGAAUAAGGAAACCCCUAGUUAGUCCUUAUGGUUUUCUGCAGAUUUGCAGUUAUUAUUUUCUUCUUCUGCAUUUGUUGAAUAGCCUUGCAAUUUUCUUAGACUAAAAGAAAAUUAAAAAAUCAAGCACAACCAAAUGCACCAUUUAAGCUUGCAAUAUAUACCCUAAUGCUGUGUGAUUCAAGGAAAUUCAAAUAAAUAAAUGUUGCAUAAGA